AUGUGUAAACAUUGGAAAACUUUUAGUCAAAAUUUUGCCAGAUUAUUAGAAGAAGGUGACGAAUACGACUUGGUUAUAAACGUCGGACAGGAGCCAUUAAUGAAAUCAUUUAAAGCACACAAAGUUAUAUUGAGAACGCAUUCAUCGUAUUUUCAUAAAGCGCUUUCAAGUAGGUGGGCCAAACAAGAAGACGGCAAGGUUAUAUUUAACAAACCAAACGUUUCUCCUCCGGUAUUUGACGUUAUUUUAAAGUACAUGUAUUCAGGAAAUUCCGAAAUCGAAAAUCAAGAUGGGGACUUCAUUUUAUCACUUAUGACAGCAGCGGAUGAAUUACUUUUGAAGGAAUUCGUAGAUGAAUUACAAGAAACUUUAGUUAAUGAUAGGACAAUAUGGAUACAAGAAAAUUUUCAUCGCGUGUUGGAAUUUGCAUUUUCAAACUUAACUUACGAUAAAUUACAAGAACAUUGUUUAAAGGCCAUUUGUGCGGAUCCGCCAUUACUUUUUGGUAGUGAAUAUUUCAGUUGUAUGGAUUCGACCAUACUCAAAUCGUUAUUAAAGCGUGAUGAUUUAGCGAUACACGAAGCUGAAUUAUGGAGUCAUGUGACUCAAUGGGCCACAAAACAAUUACACACGAUUGAAACCAAUGCGUUAAUUUCGACUGAUCCAAUUAAAUGGGGUUCAGAAACGAUGCAAACCUUUAAAAAGAUUUUAGAAGAUUGCGUUCCACUUAUCAGAUUUACACUUAUGAAACCAACAGAAUUCAAGGAGAAAGUAUGGCCAUAUAAAGAUUGUAUUCCUUCAAAAUUAUAUGAUUCGAUCAUGUGGCAUGUUUGGAGUAAUAACACUUCGGCUAGGCAUGAUAGUUUUAUGUUUAGUUUUGGUGAAGGUAGAGAUACCAGAGAUCCUGUAUUGAGUAGAGUUAGAGCCGCAGGUUACGAUUUAGCCUUAACGAGAGGUCAAGAAAGAGGUAUGGAGGAAUUAGAAAUGUUUAAAAUUACCAACAAACCUCUCUUUUCCGGUUUUUAA
Molecule: messenger RNA, 1026 nt
Organism: Funneliformis geosporum
Lineage: Eukaryota; Fungi; Glomeromycota; Glomeromycetes; Glomerales; Glomeraceae
Source: the annotation of a GenBank genome assembly